Molecule: messenger RNA, 3512 nt
Organism: Diceros bicornis minor
Lineage: Eukaryota; Metazoa; Chordata; Mammalia; Perissodactyla; Rhinocerotidae
Gene: ZC2HC1A
Product: zinc finger C2HC-type containing 1A
Exons: 10
Coding region: 39-1127 (362 amino acids)
Source: RefSeq, a predicted model, not a curated record
UGUCGGAGGAGCCGCGGCGAGCUGUGCGUGGCGGCGCGAUGGAGGGGCUGGAAGAAAAUGGAAGUGUCCAGGUUGGAGAAUUGUUACCUUGCAAGAUUUGUGGAAGAACAUUCUUUCCAGUGGCAUUAAAAAAACAUGGACCCAUUUGCCAGAAAACUGCCACUAAAAAACGGAAGACUUUUGAUUCAAGCAGACAAAGAGCAGAAGGAACUGAUAUCCCAACAGUCAGACCUCUUAAACCUAGGCCUGAACCACCAAAGAAGCCAUCUAACUGGAGAAGAAAACAUGAAGAAUUCAUUGCCACCAUAAGAGCUGCUAAAGGCCUUGAUCAGGCCCUUAAAGAGGGCGGCAAACUUCCUCCUCCUCCUCCACCUUCUUAUGAUCCUGAUUAUAUUCAGUGCCCAUAUUGCCAGAGGAGAUUUAAUGAAAAUGCAGCUGAUAGACAUAUAAAUUUCUGUAAAGAACAGGCAGCACGUAUUAGCAAUAAAGGCAAAUUUUCUACGGAUACCAAAGGAAAAGCGCCUUCUCGGACACAGUAUAAGGCACCUGCACUUAAAAAGUCAAAUUCUCCUGGAACUGCAUCCUCGGGAUCUUCACGAUUACCACAACCAAGCGGCUCUAGCAAAACUGUUGUAGGUGUGUCUUCAGGUAAAGUGUCUUCAGUUAGCAGCUCUGUCGGAAGCAAACUUCAGACCUUAUCUCCCUCCCAUAAAGGGAUAGCAGCCCCUCAAGUAGGUAAGAUGGACAAGUUAGGCCCUCCACUUCGAACUGGAAGACAUGUGCAAAGGUUGUAUGACAGUGAUACACAAUCAGACAGUGCCACCAAAAGACAUGAGUUAUUACCCAUUUCCAAAGCUAACAUCAAACCUCGAAAUACCACACCACCCAGUUUGGCACGAAAUCCUGCCUCAGGUGUGCUUAUGAGCAAAAGAAAAACAUAUACUGAUAGCUACAUAGCCAGGCCGGAUGGAGACUAUAUAUCUUCACUUAAUGGCGGAAACAUUAAAGGCAUUGAAGGAAACUCAUCUGGACACUUACCAAAAUUCUGCCACGAGUGUGGGACUAAAUACCCUGUAGAAUGGGCAAAGUUCUGCUGUGAAUGUGGUGUUCGAAGAAUGGUUCUGUGAACAAAAUCCAAAAAAAAAAAGAGCUAAGUCCAGAGUUUUAUGACUAUUGCUGCUUGGCCAGCUAGAGCGCUUCCUCUAGUUCUUUUCUGCUAAAAUUGUUCAAAAUAUGUUUUUCAGCAAUUUUUGGAGCAUAAUCUUUUGAGUCUGUAAUGUGUGUGUGUAUAUAUAUAUAUGUGUACAUAUACUGUAUAUAAUAAACCUGAUACCCCAAACUGUGCCAUUCAAGGAAAUAUUCACUUAAUCUGUCAGAAAAUAAUUUCAAGUGGAAUCACUAAUUUAGGUAUUUUUUGUUGUUGUUGUUAAAGCACAAUAAGUAUGCUUCCACAGACUCGCAAACGCUGCUGCUUAGCCCUCAAAGGUUUAGGAUGAUCAUUCCUUUGAGCAAAAAAUCAGAAUAAACAUUUUUAUUAUUGGUACCUAUUUUCAGAUAGUACCAUAAUAGGAUGGGAUGCUCGGAAUUUUGGAAUUGAAGAGAAUAUUUUUAGUUACAAUUAGUUAUGUGAGGUCAUUUUCUUGUAGAGCUCUCCCACAAAGAAUUUUAUUAAUAUCAAAAAAAAAGACAGAAAAAACCCCUAAGGUUUAUGUUGCCCUUUACUUGGUGUAUUAUUAAUUAUGUAAUUUAAAAAUCUUUACUCAUUCUUUGAAAAUGUAAUUAUGCAAUUUUCUUUUCAGAAACACACGGCUGAAAAUACAGAUGUUUCUUAUUCUAGUUAUAACUGAAUGAUUUUUUUACUUCUGUGUGUAUUGGUUGAACAUAUAUUCUUUCUACUUCCAAUUGUGUCUCCAAAUUUCACUUUUUUUCUUUCUUUUUCCAUAACCUCACGUCUAAAGAGUAGUUUUGUUUUUUGCAGUUCGAAAAUGUAAUUAUUUAGUAUAAGAUGCUCAAAAUUCCUUGCAAAAUCUUUCAUGUUUAUUUCUAUCUGAAUUUAGAAGAAAUUAUUUUAAUACAAACCACAUCACCUAAUAAAUAAUAACUUUGGUAAUUAAUCAUUAGUGCAGGGCAUGCAGGUAAAAAGUAUUUGCAUUUUAGUCCCUUGUAGUUAGAUGUAGUUAUGAGUAGGUUAAAAGAAUAUCUAAGUUUUCCUACUCACGUUUUCUUUUAUGUUUAAUGAUGAAACACCAUUCACAUCACAAUAAAAAGCCACUGAAAAUGCAUUGCUUUAAUGCAUAGCUGACUUAUUAUGUAAUUAAACAUUCACAAAAAUUUAAUUAUACUCUAACUUUGACUAGAAUACAGCUUUUAAUCAUUGUCACUUUCAGUGUAACAUGGUAUUUAGUAGUAGAAAUCUGUCUUUGCUGGUGCAGCCAUAUUCAGUAAGUCAGUAGUCAUUUCUGUUGAAUCAAACCUAACAGAGCUUUUGAUCGUAUUGUAAAGGUACAAGCAAAUCUUUUAUAGGCAAUUUCUAGUUUCUUAUGAUUCUGAUCCACUGUAAGGAUCAGUGUAGAAAUUGGUGUCAUAAUUUUCUCUGAAAUUUAUUUAUGCUUAUACUUUAUAAUUUUAUUCAUUAGGUUUUUGGGGUUUUUUUGUUUUUGUUGAGGCAGGGGAAACAAACUUAGUGGUAAUAGGAAUUGUCAUUUUACUUACCUUAUAGUUUCUUUCCUGAAUUUUUAUUAAUCUUUUUUUCUGGUUGUCUUUAUUUAGUCAUCAUGGUCAAAAAAACAGUCCAUCAAUUAGAAAAAGCUGUAAUAAAUUUAGGAGAAUAAUAUUAGAUUUCUGUUUCAGUAAUUUAUGUUCUUCUGUCCUAAUUGUUAUAAAUUAUAUGCAGAACUUUAAAAUUUUGUUUUAUUUAGAACUGAGCACUAUUUUCUUUCAAGUAUUUUUUUUAAGACCACAUAAUUUUUGUCUGCCCCGGGAAGGGAUAGAUAAAUGAGCUUAAAUUAAAAAGUGGCAUAUGUUUGUUUCUCACUGCAUUUCACAGUAGCAAAUAAAUGUUAUAAUGUACUACAUGGAAAACGAGUUGGUAAGAAAUCAUUCAAUUCCAGAACCCAGAGAUUAUUAUAAACAGUAGGUGAAAUAUAUUUAUGAAUUAUGAAACAUGUUGUGACAAUGUAUUUAAAUACAUUUCUGUAUUACUUGCAUAUAGUAUUCUCAUGUUGAUUUGUUGUGCAAUAGCUUGGUUUUUAAGAAAUUUUCCUAGUUCGAUGCAUCAUUUAUUUUAUUUUUAUUUAUUUUCACAAGUAUUUGCCAGUGUGGUAGAAUUAAAAAAAAGAUUGUAAGCUUAAAUUAAAAUGUAAAAAUUGCUUAUAUAUUAUUCUGAAAGUUAUUAGCUUAAAAAAGUAAGAUUAUUAUGGCUGCUGUUGUCUCUUGUUCACUCUGUUUUUUUAUUACAAAUAAUAUCUUCAUUUUGAACCUAUUCAAUAAAGACAUGAAGCAAAAAAAUGCUA